Molecule: messenger RNA, 2055 nt
Organism: Physcomitrium patens
Lineage: Eukaryota; Viridiplantae; Streptophyta; Bryopsida; Funariales; Funariaceae
Biological process (GO): molybdate ion transport
Cellular component (GO): membrane
Molecular function (GO): molybdate ion transmembrane transporter activity
Source: RefSeq, a predicted model, not a curated record
GCACCCCCGCUUCCUCAGCCCGAACAGCUUCGCACUGUUCGAGCAGCUAGCCACAAUGUUGGAUUUCUCGCAUCGUUUCUGAGCACGUAUCGGAUCUGUUGUUGCGUGUCUUCGUCUACCUCGCAUCUCAUUAUUGAUAUUGUUGCAUUUUCUUCAUUUUGACGUUACGGUGGUCAUUUCCGUGCCGCGAUUGUGGUUUGCGGUGUCGAAGUUUGGAGGGCGAUGCGGAUCUGAGGGUAAAGGGAUUGUGCGUCCCACGAGCCUUUGUUGGGUGUUCUUUUUGUGAUAUUUAGGAACAGGAGAGACUGGCAUUGUGUUUAUUUUUCUUGGAAAGGUGAAGAGGAAAGACGCUUCUGCUCAGGAGUUGGAGAGGGGUCGUAUGUGGAGCUUGAAGUGAGCUCUCAGCUGCAGAAGAGGGAGCGGGUGCCGUGGUUCCGCUAUGGAGUUUUACUUCUACGCCGUGUUUGGGAUCCAGGUCAUUGCCCUGGUGGCCCUGGAGUUUGGGAAGUCUGGCAAGGACCGGAUCACCACGUCUUCUGCUUUCAAUGCCUUCAAGAACAACUACCUGGUCGUCUACUCGCUUAUGAUGGCGGGAGACUGGCUGCAAGGACCAUACGUGUACGCCCUAUAUGUCUUUUACGGGUACAAUAAAGGUGAUAUCGGAAAGCUUUUCAUAGCUGGAUUUGGAUCAUCCAUGCUUUUCGGGACUAUUGUUGGAUCUCUUGCCGAUCGAUAUGGGCGCAAGAGGAUGAGUGUCAUUUACUGUAUUACAUACAUGCUGAGUUGCUUUACGAAGCAUUCUCCAGAGUACAGGGUGUUGAUGUUGGGACGUGUAUUGGGAGGCAUCGCCACAUCACUGCUUUUCUCUUCAUUUGAGUCCUGGCUUGUUGCUGAGCAUUUUAAGAGAGGUUUUGAGGCACAGUGGUUGUCAUUGACUUUCUCCAAGGCUAUAUUCUUGGGUAAUGGACUGGUUGCUAUUCUUGCUGGAUUAGUCGCAAACACUCUGGCGGGUACUUUCGGCUUGGGCCCCGUCUCCCCCUUUGAUGCCGCAGCUUGUGUUCUAGCGGUCGGCAUGGCGAUAAUUAUUUCUACCUGGCCAGAGAACUAUGGAGACCAGACAGAGGGCAAGAGCUUCACCCAUCAAUUUACGCAGGCAGCUUCAGCUAUUGCUUCUGAUGAGAAGAUUGCUUUGUUGGGUGCCAUCCAGUCCCUGUUUGAAGGAUCCAUGUAUACGUUUGUAUUCCUUUGGACACCAGCCUUGAGCCCUAACGAUCAGAAAAUUCCAUUUGGCUUUAUCUUUGCCACUUUCAUGCUUGCUUCUAUGUUGGGAAGCUCUUUAGCAUCUCGUCUGAUGUCACGUCCACACUUGAGGGUGGAGAGCUACAUGCAGAUUGUGUUUAUGGUCGCUUCGGGUUCUCUCUGCCUUCCAGUCAUCAUCCAAUUCUUUUUGCCGGAUUCGCCCUCGGCUAGCAUUACGGCUGGGGGGCGACUAAACCUCCUGGGUUUCUGUAUAUUUGAGAUGUGUGUGGGAGUUUUCUGGCCAUCUAUCAUGAAAAUGAGGUCCCAGUAUAUCCCUGAAGAGUCGAGGAGCACAAUCAUGAAUUUUUUCCGGAUUCCUUUGAACGUAUUUGUGUGUGUUGUACUGUACAAUGUCAGUGCAUUCCCUAUCAGUGUGAUGUUUGGAAUGUGCGCAAUAUUUCUGGCACUGGCUGGUGUCUUGCAGCGCCGGCUCUUGAUGGUUUCUGACAAGCACAGAAGCAGGUCAAUUGAGACGUGGACGACUGAGAAGGGAGCUGAAUUAGAACCCCUCAACAUUUAAGUAUGUAUUUAGGUUGCACCCUAGGGAUAGAGUAACAUAGUAAAAGGGAGUGUUGUUCCUACUUGUUGACCUUAGAUAAGCAUUCUUCGGAUGUUAGUGAUCGUCGAUGUGACAUAUGGUAGAAAAAUCUUCGAUUCUGUUAUAGCUUUGGACUCAAGUUUGCAUUUAUUUGAGGACUUACCAAACUGGUUAUUUGUACUUGCAUAACUAUCAAAUUACUUUUGCAUUUAUCUCAA